Molecule: messenger RNA, 957 nt
Organism: Penicillium canariense
Lineage: Eukaryota; Fungi; Ascomycota; Eurotiomycetes; Eurotiales; Aspergillaceae
Product: 3-hydroxyacyl-CoA dehydrogenase family protein
Exons: 3
Coding region: 1-957 (318 amino acids)
Biological process (GO): fatty acid metabolic process
Molecular function (GO): NAD+ binding; oxidoreductase activity, acting on the CH-OH group of donors, NAD or NADP as acceptor
Source: RefSeq, a predicted model, not a curated record
AUGUUCGCCUCUUCGCUCCGUUCUGUUGCUCGCAAUGGCCCCGUGGUGGCCCGCAGCUUCAGCUCGACCGCCGCUACAAGCGCUGCCGAGGUCAAGUCGCUCGGCGUGAUCGGUGCCGGCCAGAUGGGUCUGGGAAUUGCUCUUGUUGCUGCACAGAAGGUUGGAAUUCCUGUGACUCUGAUCGAUAGCUCACAAGCCUCGUUGGACAAGGGCCUUAAGUUCGCCGACAAGCUCCUUGAGAAGGAUGUGUCCAAGCAACGUAUUACCCGGGAAGCCGCCGAUGCCGCCCGCGCGCUGCUCAUUCCCAGCGUGAAGAUGGACGACCUGUCCUCGGUAGACUUUGUCAUUGAAGCCGUCCCUGAGAUUCUGGAUCUGAAGCAGACCAUCUUUAAGAACCUUGCACAGAUUGCGCCCAAGCAUGCCAUCCUGGCGACCAACACCUCGUCCAUCUCCAUCACCAAGAUCGCCGCGGCAACCACCACGAACCCGACAGACCUGCAGGCUCCGUCGCGGGUGAUCUCGACCCACUUCAUGAACCCCGUCCCCAUCCAAAAGGGUGUGGAGAUCAUCCGAGGUCUGCAGACCUCACAAGAGACCAUGGACACCGCCAUUGCUUUUGUCCAGCGCAUGGGUAAGGUGGCCUCGGUGUCUGCCGACUCGCCCGGCUUCCUGGCGAACCGCAUUCUCAUGCCCUACAUCAACGAGGCUGUUAUCUGUCUUGAGACCGGUGUCGGUGGCCGCGAAGAUAUCGACAGCAUCAUGAAGACUGGUACUAAUGUCCCCAUGGGCCCUCUGACGCUGGCUGAUUUCAUUGGCUUGGACACUUGCCUGGCUAUCAUGAACGUGCUUCACCAGGAGACUGGUGACAGCAAGUACCGACCUGCUGGUCUCCUGCGUCGCAUGGUGGAUGCUGGUUGGAUGGGCAAGAAGACCGGCAAGGGCUUCUACGAUUAUUGA